This is a messenger RNA of Arabidopsis thaliana (thale cress), 1966 nucleotides long. RefSeq names its product Fatty acid/sphingolipid desaturase (gene SLD2). Gene Ontology annotation, cellular component: endoplasmic reticulum membrane. Gene Ontology annotation, biological process: cellular response to cold; lipid metabolic process; sphingolipid biosynthetic process. Gene Ontology annotation, molecular function: oxidoreductase activity; sphingolipid 8-(E/Z)-desaturase activity. Lineage: Eukaryota; Viridiplantae; Streptophyta; Magnoliopsida; Brassicales; Brassicaceae. The record is from RefSeq and is marked reviewed. The transcript has a single exon. The coding region runs from base 199 to 1548 and encodes 449 amino acids.
AUCGAUUCCAAAACAGUAAACAAACAAAAAACACACACACAAAUAUAAGGAAGAGAAGGCGUAGAAUCGAUUCAGAAUCUGUGAAUUACGAAUCCAUAGAGAGAAAGGUUUUGCAUUUGCAACCUUUCUCAAAUUGGGUUCUGUGCAUUUCCUUGCACUUUGGAUAAUAGGAACUAAAUCUCUUUCUCUGGUUCAUCAAUGGCGGAUCAAACGAAGAAGAGAUACGUUACAAGCGAGGAUUUGAAAAAACACAACAAACCUGGAGAUUUAUGGAUUUCGAUUCAAGGUAAAGUUUACGACGUUUCCGAUUGGGUUAAAUCUCAUCCCGGAGGCGAAGCAGCGAUUCUCAAUCUCGCCGGCCAAGACGUCACCGACGCGUUCAUCGCUUACCAUCCCGGAACCGCAUGGCACCACUUAGAAAAGCUUCACAAUGGCUAUCACGUGAGAGACCACCACGUGUCAGACGUCUCACGUGACUACCGUCGUUUAGCCGCCGAGUUCUCCAAACGCGGCCUCUUCGACAAAAAAGGUCACGUGACUCUUUACACACUCACGUGCGUCGGCGUCAUGCUCGCGGCGGUUCUCUACGGCGUUUUGGCGUGUACCAGCAUCUGGGCUCACCUCAUCUCCGCCGUUUUACUCGGUCUCCUCUGGAUCCAAAGCGCUUACGUCGGCCACGAUUCCGGUCACUACACGGUGACGUCAACCAAACCGUGUAACAAACUAAUCCAGCUUCUCUCCGGUAACUGUCUCACCGGCAUCUCAAUCGCGUGGUGGAAAUGGACGCACAACGCUCACCACAUCGCUUGUAACAGCCUUGACCACGAUCCGGAUCUACAACACAUCCCGAUCUUCGCCGUCUCUACAAAAUUCUUCAAUUCGAUGACGUCACGUUUCUAUGGCAGGAAAUUAACAUUCGAUCCUCUAGCUCGAUUCUUAAUCAGCUACCAACACUGGACAUUUUACCCAGUAAUGUGCGUCGGAAGAAUCAACCUCUUCAUCCAAACAUUCCUAUUGCUAUUCUCGAAACGCCACGUCCCAGAUCGGGCCUUGAACAUCGCCGGAAUUUUAGUUUUCUGGACAUGGUUCCCUCUCUUAGUCUCGUUCCUUCCGAAUUGGCAAGAGAGAUUCAUCUUCGUCUUCGUGAGCUUCGCCGUCACGGCGAUUCAACAUGUUCAGUUCUGUUUAAACCAUUUCGCAGCAGAUGUGUAUACCGGUCCACCAAACGGAAACGAUUGGUUUGAGAAACAAACCGCCGGUACGCUUGAUAUAUCGUGUAGAUCGUUUAUGGAUUGGUUCUUUGGUGGAUUGCAGUUUCAGUUAGAGCAUCAUUUGUUUCCUCGGCUUCCUCGUUGUCAUCUCCGGACAGUAUCGCCGGUGGUUAAGGAGCUUUGUAAGAAGCAUAAUCUACCGUAUAGGAGUCUUUCGUGGUGGGAAGCUAAUGUGUGGACGAUUAGGACUUUGAAGAACGCGGCGAUUCAAGCUAGAGAUGCGACUAAUCCUGUGUUGAAGAACUUGCUUUGGGAAGCUGUGAACACGCAUGGCUAAAAAGGUGUUUCGUUUGUCGAGUACUUUUUAAUUAGAUUGAACUGUUUUAGGUGUAACUCUACCGUGAUAAAAAACUACAUAUUUAUUUUGAUUUUCUGCUGAGUUUAUAAUUUUCUAAUCGCUAAGCCUAAGAAUCUAUUUUUGAUAAACAAAUUUGUCAGACAUGCGUGCUUGUUCUACGUUUAAGACGGAUCGUGCGGGUCUAAUAUACAUGACAAAGUACUCCACCGAAAAACCCGAGCUUUUGAACCAAAUUGUUUGAGUUCACGUCAAUGUAAAGUUUUAUCUGGAAGGGUUCAUGCUUAUUAUACAACAAAUGAAAGAACAUUUUGCCAAAUGAAUUUGGAGUUUAGGAAGAAAACAAAAAACUAGUUGGGCCUCUUUGAAACCGUUUCAUACACACAGAUAUAAGUGAGGC